Pseudozyma flocculosa PF-1 is the source of this 660-nucleotide messenger RNA. RefSeq lists its product as uncharacterized. The record is from RefSeq and is a predicted model, not a curated record. Bases 1 to 660 code for a protein of 219 amino acids. Lineage: Eukaryota; Fungi; Basidiomycota; Ustilaginomycetes; Ustilaginales; Ustilaginaceae. The transcript has a single exon.
AUGGCUCGGUGCACCGCCAUUGCGCCCCUCUGCCGCCUCCACAGCCGCAGCAGCAGCAGCAGCAGCGUGGAGCUGUUGAUCGAGUUCGGUGAAGAUGGUCGUGUAGCCGUCCACGAUGCGCUGCGGCGUCGUCGUGUAGCCCUCCCACGCCGUAUCCUGGAUCAACAACCUCGUCGUCGUCGUCGACGUUGCGUCGGCAGCGUAGGCGGCGGCACGCUGUACGGCGGCGUCAUAGUCGAGGUCGGCGAGGUGCGUCACGCACACCUGCGCCCCCAUCGAGCGGAUGCGCGCGCGCGAGGGGGGCGAGACGUUGCCCGGAGUGAAGAUGUGGGCGCGUAUCCCGACGAGGCUGGCGAACCACGCGACCGCACAACCGUGGUUUCCAUCGGUGGCGGCCACCAUUUCCAAUUCUCCCGCUCCCGCACCCGCCCUCUUUUCGCUGGUUGCGGUACGGAGUGCAUCGAGGGUGGUGCUCUGCGCGUCGAGGUGGAGCUCGUCGCAGAGGGAGAGGAACGAGGCCCACGCCGCGCCGAGCACCUUGAACGCCGGCAGGGCGUACCGGUCGUUUUCGGCCUUGAGGUACACCCGACCUCUGAAGCGCUUCGAGGCGCUCGGCGGCGUCUGCAGGGGGAGGAGAGCGGUGGGUGCGUAGCCCGGUAG